AUGAAGGAAGCAAAUAUGGCUGUCCCUGUGAGUAUCGGGGCUCUGCUUCAGUCAGACUUCCUGGAGGACGCUGCUUACCGGGACGACGGCCUGUGUGUUGUCGGUAUUUUCGGAAAAAGCAACAUGCAGCCCGGGCCGCUGAAGGAGUCUCUUAUCAACACUCUGGCAGACAAACAUAUCUUCUCGCUGUUCGGCGGACCGCAGGGCGGCGGCACCGCAGACAGCCACAUCCAGGCUUUCUACAACCAGGAGAACCGGGUGCUGUACCUGGUGCUCUCCUCUGUCUGCGACAGCCGGCAGCUGCUGCAAGCCUGCCAGUCUCUGAGCGCCGGCACCGGCCACUCUGACUCCCAUGACUUCUGGAAAGGCCUCGACAGACAGCACUGCCUCCACCUGCUCUACAUGUUCUCCGUCUGCCAUGUUCUCUUGCUCGUCCAUCCCAACCAGACCUUCGAUGUGACCUACGACCGGCUCUUCAGAGCCCUGGACGCCCUGCGACAGAAGGUGCUGCCUCUGAUCCGAGCUGCCAUCAAAGACUGUCCAGUGUCCAAGGAGUGGAAGGUGAACUGCCGGCCCUGCCCUCCGCGCCUGCUCUUCGUCUUCCAGAUGAACGGCACUCUGAAGGUUUCUGCAAACGGCUCAGAGUCAGGAGGGAAUCCAGACAAACCCAAAAAGCACUCUCCCAGGAGGAGGCUGCAGCAUGCCCUGGAGGACCAAAUUUAUCGCAUCUUCCGUAAAAGCAGAGUCCUUACCAACCAAAGCAGCAACUGCUUGUUCACCGUGCCCGCCAACCAGGCAUUUGUGUAUGUGAUACCAACAGCAGACGAGGACCCUGUAGGUGCCUUGCUUGGUCAGCUGCGGUCCAACUGCAUCUUGUGUGACCAAGACUCCACCACGUCGGUGUCAGGACCGAGGCGUUACCAGCAGAUGCGACGCUCGGCUCGGCAGUCUAUCUGCAGUGGAGAUUCAGGCAGCAUGUCGAUGGGCGCUCAGCUGGUGGACUGCAGCUUGAAGGAAUUCCUCUGGCAGCAUGUAGAGCUGGUGCUGACCAAGAAAGGCUUUGAUGAUAGUGUCGGCCGCAACCCACAGCCUUCGCACUUCGAAUUGCCAACCUACUCCAAAUGGGUCCAGGUCGCCUCCAGACUCCACCAAGUCCUAAUUAGCAACACAGAUGAAGAAAUAGCUGAGCUAGCCUCGAAAGUGCAAAGCCAGCUGAAGGUUUUGGAGGGUUUUCUUGACGCUGACACCAAGUUCUCUGAGAACAGGUGUCAGAAAGCUCUGCCACUAGCUCACAGCGCUUACCAGUCCAACCUUCCUCAUAACUACACCACUACAGUGCACAAAAACCAGCUGGCGCAAGCUCUGCGGGUGUAUAGCCAGCAUGCUCGUGGCGUGGCUUUUCAGCGCUACGCACUGCAGCUUCAUGAGGACUGUUACAAGUUCUGGAGUAACGGCCACCAGCUGUGUGAGGAGCGAAGCCUGACUGACCAGCACUGUGUUCACAAGUUCCACCUACUACCUCAGCCAGGAGAGAAGCCAGACAUGGAUCGCAACCCACCCAUCCUAAACCACAACAGCAGGGGGCGCUCCACCAGCUCCUGUAACUGUGGCAGGAAACAGGCUCCUCGGGAGGAUCCGUUUGACAUCCAGGCUGCCAAUUAUGACUUUUACCAGAUGCUGGAGGAGAAAUGCUGUGGGAAGCUGGAGAGGAUUGAGUUUCCAGUGUUCCAGCCCAGCACUCCUGACCCAGCCCCAGCCUGCAACCAAGCUCAGCGACUCCCAUCCGAGGCUUCAGGGUCUGGUGAGGCAGAGAGGCUGAAGGAGCCGAGCACUGCCCAGAGCCAUACACCCGGAGACACCAGCCUCAGCCUGGCUCUCAGUCUGGGCCAGUCCACGGACAGUCUGGGUCCCUACGCUGAUGGAGAUGGCACGGACACCCAAGUCCAGCAAAAGAGACCAAGCCUCGUAGAUCGCCAGCCAUCCACUGUGGAGUAUCUCCCUGGUAUGAUGCACUCUGGCUGCCCCAAGGGCCUGCUACCCAAGUUCUCCAGCUGGUCACUGGUCAAACUGGGCCCAGCAAAGUCAUACAACUGCCACACCGGUCUGGAACAGCCAGGCUUCCUCCCCGGCUCCUCCUUCCUCUUACCAUGGGACUUGGUGAUCCGCUCUCGGUCAGAGGAGGAUACCGGCCUGACGGAGCCUUUGGACGGAGGCACCUCCUCAUGGCCAGCCCCCAACAAGACCCUGGUGGGAAAGCGGGGCAGCACGGGAGGGCUCGGUAGGAGUCGCAGGAGAGAUGAUAUGGCUCGUGCAUUUGUGGGCUUUGAGUAUGAAGACAGCAGGGGAAGACGUUUCAUUAGCUCUGGGCCUGAUAAGAUAGUGAAGGUGCUGGGGCCAGGGGGCGCCAAAGAUCCCGCCACCAGGGUGCUAAACACCGAUAUGCCACUGUACAUCCCUUCUCCUUCCCAGGGCCGUGGCCUGAAGCCUCACUACGCCCAGCUGGCUCGCCUUUUUAUCGUGGUGCCUGACGCUCCGCUAGAGGUUACCCUCAACCCACAGGUACAGCCUGGUCCUCCUCCCUGCCCAGUUUUCCAUCCAGAGCAGACAGAUUUAGUGUUGCCGCCUGAUGGUCUUUGGGUGCUGCGGUUCCCUUAUUCAUAUGCAACAGAUCGCGGGACCUGUUACCCACCCAAAGAAAACCAACCCCUCAACAACUACAAGGUGCUGCGAGGCAUCCUGAGGGCCACCACUGCUAACCCUCCCCCACAAUGACCUCACCUUCUUGAACCUUAUUUAUUUACACCUCCUCAUAUAGGCUGAGGUUGUUUUUGUUUUUUUUGUUUCGCUGUACAUGGCAGGGUCUGUCAGUGACAUUCUCCCCAAGGGUCUCAGAAACUAAUGUCUGGAUUGUCAUUAAAGGAGCUUUGGUGUUCGUGGUCUGCGGAGAUUUUGUCCUAUUGAUUUUGAGGACCUUAUGACCUUCCCUUUUAAAGCAUAAUUCAAAUCGUUCAGCUUUACUGAACAAUUUUAUGCUUCCCAGAGGAAGAACCCACUUAUGGCACUUGGGAACAAUUAUGACCAUCUCAUCAUCAUGAUAAUUUCACUUCAGUCCAGCUUGACCUUAACUUGAGUCAGUCAUGUGUUAUCAUUUAUGUAGGUGUGUUUUUGUUACAUUUUACAGGGUGACGUCUGAUUAACAAAAGUCAGCAGCAGCGAACUCAGUAUACAUUAAAGCACAGGUUAAGGUGAAGUGUCAAUAAUUAGGCUGAACUAAAGUGUAUUCUGCUGUAUCUGAAUAUUACCACAACACACUCAAGACUCUACUGCAACAUUGAUCACUGCUUACAUACCUAGACAGACAUAUCCAAAACACUGGAUACCUCCUUGAGUGUAAAAUGUUCUUGAUUU
Molecule: messenger RNA, 3408 nt
Organism: Seriola dumerili (greater amberjack)
Lineage: Eukaryota; Metazoa; Chordata; Actinopteri; Carangiformes; Carangidae
Gene: smg8
Product: SMG8, nonsense mediated mRNA decay factor
Exons: 5
Coding region: 1-2772 (923 amino acids)
Biological process (GO): nuclear-transcribed mRNA catabolic process, nonsense-mediated decay
Source: RefSeq, a predicted model, not a curated record